ACGACGUUUGAUUAUACAAAGAAACCCAGCCCAUUAAGCUUACAAAACAACCUCUAAGCCCAAAUAGAUACCAGACGACGACGUUUUGAUUCUGUAAAAUUGAAAAUUUGGUUUGGUAUCAUCUUCUUCUUCUAUCUCAAAUCUCAUCGCCGGCGUUAGGUUUUUUUUUUCUCUCAACAAUGGCGUCUCUGGCCAAGUUUCACUACUGUGACCAAACACUUCACCUCCGACUCGAUAGUCACCGUAAACCCCAGCCUAAACCUGUUUCGUACCGAAUCUUACAAAAACCUCCUCCGCCUCGCGCCAUCAGAGCUUCUUCGUCUUCAUCAUCAUCAUCAAACCCUAAACCAUCUUUCUUCAAAACCACCUGCGUAACCCUAACAACAGCCGCCGCUUUAUUCUCCGCUUCCCUCCACCUCGCCACCAAACCCGCCACCGCAGCAACUCUCGUCUCACCUCCUCCUCCACCAUCCACGACGGCGGAUCUCACUGAUCAAAUCUCGUCGCGUCAAAAGGAAGAAGAAGAAGCAGCGCUGGAGAAGCAUCUCACUAACAAUCCAAACGACGUCGCAGCUCUUCAAUCUCUAAUGAAAAUCAAAUUCCAAACCAAAAACCUCGAACACGCUUUAGAGAUUCUAAACCGUUUGAUCGAAAUCGAACCCGAAGAACAAGAAUGGCGGAUCUUAAAAGCUCAGGUACAAACCUACGGCGGCGAUUUCGAAUCAGCAACGAAAGGAUUCGAAGAGAUUCUAGCUAAAGAUCCGUUUCGUGUCGAAGCUUAUCACGGAUUAGUAAUGGCUUACUCUGAAUCCGAAUCAAAGUUAUCAGAGAUUGAGAGUAGAAUCAACGAAGCGAUUGAGAAAUGCAAGAAGGAGAAUAAGAAGAAAGAUUUCAGAGAUUUCAUGUUGUUGAUUGCACAGAUUAGGGUUAUAAAAGGUAAUCCAAUUGAAGCACUUAGGGUUUAUCAAGAACUGGUGAAGGAUGAGCCUAAAGAUUUUAGACCAUAUCUAUGUCAAGGUUUGAUUUAUACAUUGAUGAAGAAGAAAGCUGAAGCAGAGAAGCAAUUUGAAGAGUUUAGAAGAUUGGUUCCUGAGAAUCAUCCUUAUAAAGACUAUUUUGAUGCUAAUGUCCUCAAUAUUAACAAGCUUUGAGUUUGUGUUUGGACUUUUAUUUUGUUAUCACUACUAAACUUGCGAAAAUGCG
Messenger RNA from Arabidopsis arenosa, 1203 nucleotides. The record is from the annotation of a GenBank genome assembly. NCBI's taxonomy places the organism in Eukaryota, Viridiplantae, Streptophyta, Magnoliopsida, Brassicales, Brassicaceae.